Molecule: messenger RNA, 471 nt
Organism: Vigna radiata var. radiata (mung bean)
Lineage: Eukaryota; Viridiplantae; Streptophyta; Magnoliopsida; Fabales; Fabaceae
Exons: 2
Coding region: 1-471 (156 amino acids)
Source: RefSeq, a predicted model, not a curated record
AUGGUCAAUGUGCUUAUCCAGAGGAGGCCCAGGAAGAAGUCAACUACAUGGGCAAUCAAUUCCAAUUCCGCCAAGGCGUAUAAAGCAAUACCCAGGAGGAAAGAUAAUCUAGACGAGGAAGAUAUUGAUGACCAGGGAAGUUGCAGUGACUUGUUGAAGAAAUCAUGUCCUCCAAAAGUGAAGGAUCCAGGAGGUUUUACAGUUCCUUGCACUAUUGGGAGUGUGAAGAUAGGGAAAGCCCUACUUGAUUUAGGGUCAAGCAUUAAUAUGAUGCCCCUAUCUAUGCUCAAAAAGAUUGAUGGUCUUAGAUUGAAGCCAACAAAGAUUUCCUUGAUAAUGGCCGAUGGAUCACCAAAGAAACCCUACGGUGUGGUGGAGGAUGUUGUGAUUCACAUAGAAAGACUUAAAUUCCUGGUUGAUUUUGUCGUCAUGGAGAUGAAGGAGGAUGACAAGAUCUCAAUCAUUCUUUGA